Molecule: messenger RNA, 766 nt
Organism: Lutzomyia longipalpis
Lineage: Eukaryota; Metazoa; Arthropoda; Insecta; Diptera; Psychodidae
Gene: RpS8
Product: 40S ribosomal protein S8
Exons: 4
Coding region: 100-723 (207 amino acids)
Biological process (GO): maturation of SSU-rRNA from tricistronic rRNA transcript (SSU-rRNA, 5.8S rRNA, LSU-rRNA); translation
Cellular component (GO): ribosome; cytosolic small ribosomal subunit
Molecular function (GO): structural constituent of ribosome
Source: RefSeq, a predicted model, not a curated record
AAUACCCUUAUCGCCGCCAGACUUAUGUGAAAGCUCGCGGCGAAAAAGUAUCUUUGACAGCGCCGUGUUUCGCUCUUUCUUUCCGAAACCUUUUACGCCAUGGGAAUCAGUCGGGAUUCGUAUCAUAAGAGGCGCUCCACCGGAGGCAAGAGGAAGCCAAUCCGUAAGAAGCGAAAGUAUGAGUUGGGACGCCCAGCAGCCAAUACAAAGUUGGCAGCGUCUCGUGUUCACGUUGUAAGGACACGUGGUGGCAACACCAAGUUCCGGGCACUUCGUCUGGAUACUGGAAACUUCUCAUGGGCAUCAGAGGGCACCGCCCGGAAGACUCGUAUCAUCGAUGUCGUUUACAAUGCUUCUAACAACGAGCUGGUACGUACCAAGACACUCGUGAAGAAUGCCAUUGUUGUGAUUGACGGCACCCCAUUCCGGCAAUGGUACGAGAGCCACUACAUUCUGCCACUUGGACGCAAGAAGGACACCAAGGGUCAGGAUGAGAAUGAUGUGCUCACGAAGAAGCGCAGUGGACGCGUCAUGAAGAAAUACUUGGCGAGGCAGAAGCACGCUAAAGUAGAAACCGCCCUCGAGGAGCAAUUCACGUCCGGACGUUUGCUUGCUGCUAUUUCUUCCCGCCCUGGACAACAUGGCCGAGCAGAUGGAUACAUCCUGGAGGGUAAAGAGUUGGAGUUCUACUUGAAGAAGAUCAAGUCUAAAAAGUCAAAGUAAAACAACAACAAAUGUGGACUAAAUAAAAUCGAAAGGAUUUUAA